This is a messenger RNA of Helicoverpa zea (corn earworm), 1776 nucleotides long. RefSeq lists its product as uncharacterized. Bases 76 to 1392 code for a protein of 438 amino acids. Gene Ontology annotation, molecular function: nucleic acid binding; zinc ion binding. Lineage: Eukaryota; Metazoa; Arthropoda; Insecta; Lepidoptera; Noctuidae. The record is from RefSeq and is a predicted model, not a curated record. The transcript has a single exon.
UCGAGCAGUCGCAUUGACGACGCACCGCAUAGGCACCGGUCACGCAGCUAUAGCAACGGCCGAGCGAAGUCUACAAUGCGAAUCAAGAAUCCAGUUCGUGCAGAAGGCGCAUGUGAGUCUGAACCAUUAAAACCUAGUCAAGAUAGUCUUACGCUCUUUUUGAACGCUCUUAAGUCUGUAGGUCAUACUAAUUCUCUAGAUAAGUUAGGUAAUAUACAUAAUACUGUACCUGAAUUUGAUCCAUGUCGAAAGGAACAGACGAUGACCAUGUGGUUACAUAAAGUAAAUGAAUGCGCCACUAUUUAUGGCUGGACUGAAAAACAACUAAUACAUUUUGCUCUUCCUAAGUUACGCGGGGUUGCGCAGCGUUGGUAUGAGGGUCAGUCGUCUGUUCUAUUCUCAUGGGAAGAGUGGCAAACCAAAUUACAAUCUGCGUUCCCGUCAGAUGAAAACUAUGGGCAAACUCUCUGUGAUAUGCUGGCUAAGCGGGCUCGUUUCGGCGAAUGUCUCGAAACCUACUUUUAUGACAAAUUGGCCAUGAUAAAUAGGUGCGGUAUAGUAGGAAGGAAAGCUGUCGACUGUCUACUACACGGAAUAGAUGACCGAUCGGUUAGGCUAGGGGCAGAAGCUGUGCAAUAUGAUGACCCAGACAAACUUUUGGCCUAUUUUAGGAAUUCUAGAAAUAUAAAACCCACCUCGGAUCGUAAAAAUGUACAUAAAGGCCAAAAUUAUAUUAAAACUUCCGAAGCUUCAAUUAAACCCGGAAACAAAGGACAACGUUGCUAUAAUUGCAAACAAGAGGGUCAUAUAUUAGCUCGUUGUCCGUUACCUAUAAAAAAAUGCAGCAAAUGCUCCAGGGUAGGUCAUGAUGCAGAGCAGUGCUUCGCAAAACUGUUACCCCCACCGGAUAGUAAUAAAAAGGUUAAUAAGGUAGAUAUAUCAGACCACAACGAUGCGGGUGAUAAAUAUCUGAAAAUCGUGAGUGUCGAUGGCAUUUCAUUUAACGCAUUUAUAGACUUUGGUAGUGAGUGCUGUUCUAUUAGGGUAUCAGACUUCAAACGAAUAGGAGAUACAUAUGACACUAAUAACUUGCCUCAUCUCCGAGGUUUUGGCGGCUCUCUCGUUCAGGUAUUAGGAAAACGCCUUGUGAAUGUCAUGGUUGAUGAAGUUGAGGCUGAGGUUGAAUUACUUAUAGUCCCUGACAAUGCUAUGCAGGUCCCAGUGAUGAUAGGUCAGACGUUCACAGAGCAACGUCACAUUACUGUUUUUAAAACUAGCGAUACUCUAACUAUGUUACGUACUACAGAUGAUUUAGUAAUAAAUCGCAAAAUAAGGUUGUUCUGCAAAGACGACCUAUCAGUGUUUUGGUACCUCGUUAGUAGAGGUCUAUAGCGAUCCUGUUUUCGAAGGUGAGGUAUAUGUGGAGGGCGGAUUACGACUUCAGUCUGAUAUUAGAUUUUCAGUGUACCCAGGUCUAUUUAAUUUAGCAAAAGAUGGGACUGGUCAGAUAUUGAUGAAUGUACCGGUUGAUAAAAUGGUCAGGUUUAAAAGGGGUGCUUUAAUUGCACGAGGUUACAUUGCUAAGAAAGAUCUAUCCGUAAAAGUGGCUCAAGUAUCUACUGUUGAGCUUGAUCUACAGGUAUCACCUAUUGUUGCUGAUAAUGUCAAGAUUGGUAAAGGCAUCACUCAAGAUGAACAAGCCUCCCUAUUGUCACUCUUAAAUAAAUAUAGACAAUGUUUUGCUUUUAAUAUGACUGAACUGGGUACCACAUCUGC